Messenger RNA from Saprolegnia parasitica CBS 223.65, 779 nucleotides. RefSeq names its product ribosomal RNA large subunit methyltransferase J. NCBI's taxonomy places the organism in Eukaryota, Oomycota, Saprolegniomycetes, Saprolegniales, Saprolegniaceae. The transcript has 3 exons. The record is from RefSeq and is a predicted model, not a curated record. Gene Ontology annotation, biological process: RNA methylation. Bases 38 to 754 code for a protein of 238 amino acids. Gene Ontology annotation, molecular function: rRNA (uridine-2'-O-ribose)-methyltransferase activity.
GUUAAAACAGUAGCACCGCUUUGUUCCGCUGGUCACGAUGGCAGCGGUCCUGCCAAGCUCGGCCCGAUGGCUCUCGACGAUUCGGAAGGGCAAGUCGGUCUCGAGCGCGCGAUGGCUCAACCGCCAGCAGAACGACCACAUCGUCAAGCAGGCCAAGCGCGAAGGCCUUCGGUCCCGCGCAGCGCUCAAGCUCCGCGAGAUCAACGCGAAAUUCAACGUCGUGCGCAAAGGCAACGUUGUGAUCGACCUCGGCGCCGCGCCUGGCGGCUGGACGCAGAUUGCGAUCGACGAGUGUCGAAAGGGCAGCCCGCCCGAAGACCCCGAGAAGCCCGGCAAAGUCAACGUCAUUGCGAUCGACUUGCUGCACUUUGUCGCGUUUCCAGGCGUCGGCGUCAUCGUCGGCGACUUUCGCAAGCCCGAGAUCCAGGCCAAGAUCACAGACUACUUGGCCGGCCGGCAAGCCGACGUGGUCCUGAGUGACAUGGCACCGUCCUUCUCGGGGCUUGGCUUCCGCGACAGCGAAGACCAGCUGCGUUUGUGCCAGAACGCAUUGCGCAUGGCGCAGCUCUACCUCAAGCCCGGCGGCCGGUUCGUCUCCAAGGUGCUGCGGUCGCCGGCCGGCGAUCAAUUCCGGCAAGAGCUCAAGCCGUUCUUCGAGCAAGUCAAGGCCAUGAAGCCCGAGUCGUCGCGGCCCGAGUCGACCGAGAUCUUCUUUAUUGGCCUCGGCUUCAAGCGCCCGGACGAGUCGCAAUAAUUCACAUGGGGAGAAAAGUCUCAAA